This is a messenger RNA of Tuber aestivum (summer truffle), 2125 nucleotides long. The record is from the annotation of a GenBank genome assembly. Lineage: Eukaryota; Fungi; Ascomycota; Pezizomycetes; Pezizales; Tuberaceae.
AUGGAGAUUGCCGGUAUUGUCCUAGGAUCUGUUGGGCUAGUAAGUGAUGCUUUAAUAAUGCUGUUGGUUCUAUGAGUUCAUAUACAUGCUAACAAUACAUAGGUAGGUCCAGCUCUUAGUGCUUUCAGGAGAUGCAUCCAGCCCCUAUCCAACUACAGUCGUGUAGACAACCAGUUGGCCAAGAUCUCUCGUAGUAUUAGUAUCCAGCAAUAUAUUUACAAAGAGAGUUGGGCACUAGGGUUGUCACUUAUCAAAAUAGAGGAGAGUAUUGCUACUGUUAUGCUUGAGGACGAAGAUUAUCCAAUGUGGAAAAAUCCUGAUUUCCUGAAACAGUCUACUAAUACUUUAGGCGAAGGAUUUAAUAUUGGUGUACAGCUAAUACUAAUCACUCUUGAAAAGAUUGAAAAAAAUCCUGAGCAGUACCAUGGAUGAAGAAACAAUCAAGCAGUAUUCAUUCAAGCCUUUUGCUACCGAAAACAUACAAACUCAAUCCAGUGGGAUGAGUAGCAGAAUUGAGGUAUGUUAAUUUGUUUAAAUUUUACUCCAAUUAUACUAUAACACCCUAUAUUGUCUCAAAGUUUAAUGCUAAUAAAAUCAGGCUUUAAAAGCAACCAUAUCGACUGAUAUGACCACCAACCCAGUUGUCUGGAGCUUCAGGCGGAAAAAACAACUUGAAAUUCUUGUACAAGAGCUUCGGACUAAGAACAAUGACUUAAAAAACUUGCUUGACCAAAAAAAAGCUACCGAGGAAAUUCGAAAAGAAGAACCUUCCGCUCCGUUAAAACAUAAGUUGGCUCAGUUACUUGCCUUCAGAGAAAGAUCUAUGAUGUUCUCUAAAAGCCUCACAGCAAUGCCCCCCUGUUUGUGUCACUGCAUUAACCUUCAAUUACAGUCAGAUAUUAGCGGAACACCUAAGCCAAUAUCUGACCAAAAACUGUCAGCAUCUAUCUCUCAAAACAAUAACGUUAUUCCAGCUAUUAUUGAAACAAUCCGAUACCUCUUAAUUGUCACUAAUAGAGAUGACAAUAUUGAUAACCCUCAGCCAGCUAAGAAAUCUACAGGAAGAUACUUCACAAUUACUUCUGAACUUAAACCUGAAGAAAGUGAAAAACAGAUGUUACUACUCAAAAACCCAAUGGCAGAGUGGGUGAAAAAGGAUGAGCUACUCCAAAAGCGAAUCUGGUUUGCUGAUAAUCAGGUAAUAGAAACUUCCUCACCUUGGGCUAUUGUUAUCGGUCCAGCAGGGACCGGCGCAGGUGAAGUAGUAGUAUUGGACUUGAGGAGAGAACCGGCAGUUCCAGUUCCCGGAGCCAUGCCAGAUGCAUCAGCCUUACCUAUCAGUAAUCCUGAAAUGCGAGUGGACAGCCUCUGCUCCCUAAUGGGACAACAUGCUCCUAGAAGCUCCACGAAUAACUUUCUUGGUCGGCUUAAAAGCUAUAACCCAACUUGUCGCUACUCAAUUUAUACUAAUCAAGCAGAUGAUUCAGAAAUUACUAUCAAAUCUCUGCCAACUAUUCUUAACCAACUUCUUCCAGAUGACCGCUUCCGGAUCAGCUUCGUUCUUGCCCAGUCACUACUUCAGCUAGGCUCUUAUUCAGGGUCGUUCUUUCCAAAACAGUGGCGAAGUCAUGAUAUUUUAUUUUUUGAAAGAAAUAAUUUUCGCUCCAUGGUAGAUCCUAUUGGUGUACCACAUAUUUUAAUCCCAACUCCCACAAAACUACACCGCGGUGUAGAAACUGUGGAUACUAGGGCCAGAGGUGACAGUAAGCACCUAGAAUCACCAGCAAGAUCAGAACAUCUGUUUAGCCUAUCACUGACCCUUAUAGAAAUCGGAUUUGGAAAGCCAUUCUACCAGAUUGUUUCUGAGUCUAAAAAUUUUCAACGUAAGGAAAUGCAACUUGAAGGCCCUUUUGCUGAAUUCAUGAUAGCAAAGGAUAUCUUAAAAUCGGGGCUUCUGGACAGAAACCUGAGUACUAAGUUUGCCCAAAUUGUAAAGAGAUGUCUCUAUUGUGAUUUCGGGAUCGAUGAUGAUGAUUUCUAUAAGCAUGAGUUACAGGAAGUAUUUUAUCAUAAGGUUGUAGCUCCUCUUGAAGACUGUCUUGUAGAAUUUGUAAAAAAAAAGUGA